AGUAUAAACUGACAAGUUACAAGAAAAGGAAAGUUGACUGGAGGCAAACAAUGGCGAUAAGACUAUGGCUUGGGACUACUAUACAAAUACUCCUACUUUCUGUAUUAGCGUUCGGAGCAUUCGCGCCAGUUUUUGCUCUGUUUCCUUCUUUUUCCUCUUCAUACUCCCUCUCUAGAUCAAGGGGCGCACAGAGCACAUUUGAGAUCGCGGAUGAUAUGUUCUGGAAAGAUGGAAAACCUUUCCGGAUAAUUGGAGGUGAUGUGCACUACUUUCGUAUUCAUCCUGAGUUUUGGGAAGAUAGAUUAUUGAGGGCCAAGGCAUUAGGAUUGAAUACAAUUCAAACUUAUGUUGCAUGGAAUAUACAUGAACCAAGAGCAGGCCAGUUGGUUUUUGAAGGAAUUGCAGAUAUAUUUUCAUUUUUGAGACUUUGCCAGAAGCUAGAUUUACUAGUUAUGCUUCGAAUUGGACCAUACAUUUGUGCAGAGUGGGAUUUAGGAGGCUUUCCGGCUUGGUUGCUUGCUAUAGAACCAGCCCUAAGACUGCGGUCCUCAGACCCAGCUUUUAUUGACUAUGUUGAGAGAUGGUGGGGAAUAUUACUUCCAAAACUUACACAUUUUCUUUACAAAAAUGGAGGCCCUAUUGCAAUGGUCCAGAUUGAAAAUGAGUUUGGUUCAUAUGGAGAUGACAAGGCAUACCUUUAUCAUUUGGUUAGGUUAGCCAGAAGACACCUUGGAUAUGAUGUUCUUCUAUAUACUACAGAUGGAGGUACCCGAGAAACUCUAGAGAAAGGGACUAUUCGUGGAGAUGCCGUCUUUUCAUCUGUAGACUUCUCAACUGGAGAUGAUCCUUGGCCCAUAUUUAAACUGCAGAAAGAGUUUAAUGGACCUGGAAAAUCACCAUCUCUUUCCAGUGAGUUUUAUACUGGCUGGCUUACGCACUGGGGGGAGAAAGUUGCUUCCACUGAUUCAGAUUUCACAGCAUCCUCUCUGGAAAAUAUCUUAGCAGGAAAUGGAUCUGUCAUCCUCUAUAUGGCACAUGGUGGGACAAACUUUGGAUUUUAUAGUGGUGCAAACACCGGUUCGGAUCAAUCUGAUUACAAACCAGAUCUUACAUCUUAUGAUUAUGAUGCACCUAUCAAAGAAUCUGGCGAUGUGGAUAAUCCAAAAUACAAAGCUCUACGAGAAGUGAUUGCUAAGUAUAGUACAACACCACUUACUCCCAUUCCUUCCAACAAUGAAAAGAAAUCUUAUGGAGUUAUUAAGUUACCGAGUGUUCAACGUUUGUUUGAUGUCAUUAACUUUGAAGACCUUGAUGGUAUGAUAACAUCUGAAAACCCAUUGCCGAUGGAGUCCCUUGGUCAGAUGCUUGGAUUUGUGUUAUAUCUAUCUGAUUUUGCUGUGAAUGGAAAUAGAAGUGUAUUGUCCAUACCAAAGGUGCAUGACAGGGCACAAGUCUUUCUUUCAUGCCCUUCAGACAGUAAUGAAGAAAGACCUAAAUAUAUAGGCACUAUAACAAGAUGGUCAAGCAUGCCAAUAGGCUUUCCAGUCACUAAUUGUCCUUCCAGCUGGAACAGAAUAUAUAUAUUGGUUGAAAAUAUGGGGCAUCUAAAUUACGGGCCAUAUUUAUUUGACCGAAAGGGUAUUUUGUCUUCUGUUUAUAUUGAUGGAAGACCAUUGACUACGUGGAGAAUGUUGCCAGUCCCUCUCCAUAACUUAAAUGAGGAAGCAAAGAUCAAUUGUAUCACUCCAAACUUAUAUACCAACAAUCUAAACGUAUCUGCACUCAAGAAACUGAAAAAUAAACUGAAGUUCGAUUCUGAACCAGCUUUCUACUCUGGUCACUUUAAUGUCGACAAAGUUAUGGACACAUAUAUAUCACUUCGUGGCUGGAGCAAGGGUAUUGCAUUUAUCAAUGGUUUUAACAUAGGGCGUUUUUGGCCGUCUUUUGGGCCACAGUGUAACCUUUACGUUCCUGCUCCAAUCCUUCAUGAAGGGGAAAACCUUGUUGUCAUUCUAGAGUUGGAAGCGGCAAGCCCUCAUCUUUUGGUGAAUUCAGUGGAGCAGCCUGACUUCACUUGUGGAUCCACAAGUUCAAAUGUGCAUCAACUCUGACAUCAUCCAAAAGGGAAUGAGAACAGUGGAGGAAACACGAAUUGGAUAUGGAGGUUUACUUGCAACUGUCUAUGCUGAAGCCAAGGUUGUAAAAUCGGUAUUGUUGAGUCAAAAUCUAUGGUUCGAAAUUCCAAUAAGAAAUUAUAAGAUUCUACAAUAAAUAUAUCGAUGUACCAAAACUUUGAAAAAAAGACCGUUAAUAAUACGAUCUCAACUUAUAAUUUAAAACUGAACUAGAAGGUGCACAAAUAAAAUUUACAUUAUUUUUU
This is a messenger RNA of Cuscuta europaea, 2380 nucleotides long. NCBI's taxonomy places the organism in Eukaryota, Viridiplantae, Streptophyta, Magnoliopsida, Solanales, Convolvulaceae. The record is from the annotation of a GenBank genome assembly.